Messenger RNA from Teleopsis dalmanni, 2840 nucleotides. Its product is annotated as ATP-dependent RNA helicase dbp2. The record is from RefSeq and is a predicted model, not a curated record. Gene Ontology annotation, cellular component: ribonucleoprotein complex; cytoplasm; nucleus. The transcript is spliced from 4 exons. Gene Ontology annotation, molecular function: ATP binding; RNA binding; RNA helicase activity. NCBI's taxonomy places the organism in Eukaryota, Metazoa, Arthropoda, Insecta, Diptera, Diopsidae. The coding region runs from base 123 to 2258 and encodes 711 amino acids.
UAUAUCGUUGCCAUUUUUAUUCCUAUACUUUUGCGAUAGGAACUAGUUGGGCGAUUUUCAGCAGAUUAGUUAAAAAUAUAUAUUCCGAGUUUUUGUUAAAAUCAAUACCAAAAAUAAUAAAAAUGUACGAAAAUCGUAAUACUAAUAUGAAUCGUCCAGGAUUUCGUGAUCAUCAACGGGUAGGUGGCCCUGUACGUGGCAAUAUGCAUCGUCCACGUGAAACUCCUUACUCUCGUGGUGGUGGCGCGCAACGUGGUGGUGUUGAUCGUCGUAUUCCUAACAACGUAGUAGCAACGACUGUUCCUGGAGACCGUUUACCUAAAAUAAUUUGGUCUGAAAUCACUUUGAAGCCAUUCAAGAAGAACUUCUAUCAGCCGUGCAAUGCGGUUACGGAUCGUACGCAAAUUGAUGUAGACACAUAUCUUUCUAGCAAUGAAAUUACUUUAAAGGGUUCAAGCAUUCCUUUGCCAAGUAUUGAAUUUGAUGAGGGGGGCUUCCCGGAAUAUGUUCUGUCUGAAAUCAAAAAAUUAGGUUUUGCUAAGCCUACUGCUAUACAAGCACAAGGUUGGCCAAUUGCUUUGAGUGGUCGCGACAUGGUUGGUGUCGCUCAAACUGGUUCGGGUAAAACCUUAGCAUACAUACUACCGGCAGUAGUGCACAUUAACAAUCAACCACGUUUAGACCGCGGUGAUGGCCCUAUAGCUUUAAUAUUGGCUCCUACUAGAGAGCUUGCUCAGCAGAUCCAGCAAGUGGCUUUGCUUUUUGAUUCUCCGAAUCUACAAAUGCGGGUUCGCAACACAUGCAUAUUUGGUGGUGCACCGAAACAUCCACAGUCGCGUGAUUUGGAGCGUGGAGUUGAAAUUGUGAUUGCAACUCCCGGCAGGUUGAUUGAUUUUCUUGAACGUGGAGUAACUAGUUUACGCCGUUGCACCUAUUUGGUACUUGAUGAGGCUGAUCGCAUGCUUGACAUGGGCUUUGAACCUCAAAUCCGCAAAAUAAUGCAGCAAAUUCGUCCAGAUCGUCAAGUGCUUAUGUGGUCUGCUACAUGGCCCAAAGAAGUACGCAACUUGGCUGAAGAGUUUUUAGAUAAUUACAUUCAAAUCAAUAUUGGCUCCUUGACGCUUUCUGCAAAUCAUAAUAUUUUGCAAAUUGUGGAUGUUUGCGAGGAGACCGAAAAGGAUACGAAACUGGUGAAGUUGUUGUCCGAAAUCUCAGCCGAAGGCGAGAAUAAGACAAUUAUUUUUGUUGAAACCAAAAAGCGUGUAGAUGAAAUCACACGCAGCAUAUCUCGCCAGGGCUGGCGUGCAUGCGCUAUUCAUGGCGACAAGUCACAACAAGAACGUGAUUUUGUAUUGACUUCCUUCCGCAACGGACGACAUUCGAUACUUGUUGCAACCGACGUUGCAGCCCGUGGAUUGGAUGUUGAUGACGUCAAGUUUGUUAUAAACUACGACUAUCCCUCCAACUCUGAGGAUUAUGUGCAUCGCAUUGGACGCACUGGACGUUCGAACAACACGGGAACGGCAUACACACUCUUCACUAGUUCCAAUGCCAAUAAGGCUAACGAUUUGAUACAUGUACUUCGCGAGGCAAACCAGGUGAUAAAUCCACGUUUGGUAGAAAUGGCUUCAGUUGGUGGUCCCAACAAACGUGGUGGUGCUGCACGUGGCGGCUAUCAAAACCGGUUCCAGCAGCAAAAUCGCAUGGGCUAUGUUAAAACUAUGCCAAUGAAUGGUCACUAUGCAAACAAUCAGCGAGGCGGUUACCAUGCAUCUAAGCCCCAAGAACAUCACCAUGCACAACAACAUCAUGAUCAAUACCAGCAACAACAACGACAGCCACAAGAGCAGAUGCAUCAUAAGCAUUAUUCGCCAAAACCACAACAUCACCAUCUACAUCAAGCUCCACGUCCACAUGCUCCACCGGUACAACGCGCUAAUGGCCAAAUGUCUAGAUUCUCUACACCAUACGAACGCACUCCAGUCCCAGCACCAGCACCAGCUUUAGCUGCAGCUCCAGUUCAGCCUAAUGGAAAAGCAUAUGAAAAUCAUCAACCUGCUGCAUACGCUACAUCCUAUAGAGUUCCAUAUAAUGCGCAGCAUCAAGUACGCAGACCACCACAUGAAAUUCCACCACCAGGAACCGAAGCUGUUGCUAUCAAUUAUGCGCCUCCUCCGUAUGCCGUUCCCCCAGUUUACAGUACAGUUACGCCAGAUAUGUUCGCGUAUCCCCCACCCCCAUUACCCGUUCAAAACUAAAAUCAAAAUAGCAUCAAAUAAUUUAUAUAAAAUUUAGUUAAAAAGUAAAACGUAUUAUUAUCAUAAUUAACUUAAUAAUAGCACUAAAAUCAUAUAUUGAACAAUUAAAAGAAAGCAAUCUUCAUUGCUUUAUUUCUUAACUAUGGUAUAAAAUUUGAAUCUCAAAUUUUAUUUUCUAUUAAUAAUUGUUAUUUAUUAACUUAAACUUAAUAAGCAUUUAAUUUGUUUUUUUAAUUGUACUUUUUGCCUUCUGCUUUUUAAUGUUGAAAACCUAAUGAUCUAAUGAUCUAAUGAUUACACAAUGGAAAUGAAUUAGCCUUUAGAUUGCUAACAUAGAAUAAUUAAUUAAAAUCUGCUAGUAUUACUAUUAGAAAUACUUAGAAAUGAAUUUCAAGAUUUAAGUACUUGUAUGAACUGAAGAUUGCUAUCUUAUGCAAUUAGUAGAAAAUUUGUAGAUUUAUAUCUGUACAAGUAUAUCUUAUGUAUGUGAUCUUAUUCGUGUUACUCUUAAAGCGUUUAAAACGAAGAUUUUAAAUCUGUACGUAUUCUUCAAUUGCAUUCAAAUUGAUACUAAUAAAUGUU